AUGGGCCGAAAUGCUGCAAGUGCACGGGCAGCGGUAGAUACGCCUACGCCGCCAACGUACACUUUCUACGGCUCUUUCUCUGUGGCGCGGCGGUCGAUUGCAAAAUGCCGGCGGGGUCGCGCUUUCUUCGCUCGCGACUCCGUGCUGGAGAAAUUAUUGCGACACGCCGCCGCGUACACCGACCCCGCGUUAGAAAGUCGACCGCUCACCGGAUUUAACACUCGGUGCGGCCACGUAACGGUG
Messenger RNA from Iphiclides podalirius (scarce swallowtail), 243 nucleotides. Lineage: Eukaryota; Metazoa; Arthropoda; Insecta; Lepidoptera; Papilionidae. The record is from the annotation of a GenBank genome assembly.